Gymnogyps californianus (California condor) is the source of this 3861-nucleotide messenger RNA. It is a transcript of the gene CABLES1, whose product is annotated as Cdk5 and Abl enzyme substrate 1. The record is from RefSeq and is a predicted model, not a curated record. The coding region runs from base 1 to 1587 and encodes 528 amino acids. NCBI's taxonomy places the organism in Eukaryota, Metazoa, Chordata, Aves, Accipitriformes, Cathartidae. Gene Ontology annotation, biological process: nervous system development; regulation of cell cycle. The transcript has 10 exons. Gene Ontology annotation, cellular component: cytosol.
AUGGCGGCGGCCGCCACCGCCGCCAGCCCCGGUAGUCCCGCCGCCGGGCCCCUGCCGCCGCCGGAGCCCUGCCCCAGGAAGGGCCCGCCGCCGGGGCCGCCGCAGCCGCCGCCGGCGCGCAGCGACCCCCGCCGCAGGCAGGCCGCGCUCUCCUUCCUCACCAGCAUCUCCCUCGACGGGCGGCCCCCUCCGCCGGGCAACGACGGCCCCGCCGCCAGGCCCCGCCAGGCCCCGCCGCCACCGCCGCCGCCGCGGCUGGGCAGCCCCCCGGCGGCGCCCGCCGAACCCCCCCGGGCCCAGGAGGAGGAGGAAGAGGAGGAGGAGGAGGACGCCUUCGCCGCGGUGCAGGUGCCGGCCGCCGCCUUCCUGGGCGCCGCGGCGGCGGGCAGCCGCGGCCGCCUCAACUCCUUCACGGCGGGGGUGCUGCCGGGGCCCUUCGGCCGCACCAGCCCCCAGGGCCCCGCCGGAGGCGGCGGAGAGCUGGGGCAGCCCGGCCCCGCCGCCGCCUUCGAGCUGCAGCGGUCCCGACGUCGGCUGAUCUCCCAGCGAUCUUCUCUGGAGACUCUGGAGGACAUCGAGGAAAAUGCCCCACUGCGGAGAUGUCGGACACUCUCAGGAUCACCCAGACCAAAGAACUUUAAGAAGGUUCAUUUUAUCAAGAACAUGCGGCAACACGAUACCAGAAACGGCAGAAUAGUCCUUAUCAGCAGCAGAAGAUCCUUCUGUAGCAUAUUUUCAGUGCUGCCAUAUCGAGACUGUACCCAAGUCGGGGAUAUGAAGCUGGACGGUGGACGCCAGUGCCAUUCUACUGGAGUGUGUCUGAAAGAGAUAAUUGGUCUUGAAGGUGUGGAGCUUGGAGCGGAUGGGAAGACGGUUUCUUAUACACAGUUCCUAUUUCCCACCAAUGCUCUGGGAACUCGGAGAAACACAAUAGACUCCACCUCAUCCUUCUCCCAAUUUCGCAAUGCAAGCCAUCGUAGCCUUUCUUUGGCGAGAGCUAACAGCACCCAGGGGAGCAUUGAUGCAGGUAGCGACCUGGGAGACUUUGUUGAAUACGACCCAAAUCUUUUAGAUGAUCCCCAAUGGCCAUGUGGCAAACAUAAGCGGGUUUUAAUAUUUCCUUCAUAUAUGACCACAGUCAUAGACUACGUGAAGCCAUCAGAUCUCAAGAAGGACAUGAAUGAGACCUUUAAGGAGAAGUUCCCUCACAUCAAGUUAACCCUCAGUAAAAUAAGAAGCUUGAAGAGAGAAAUGCGCAAGCUUGCUCAAGAAGAAUGUGGUUUUGAAGAGCCCACAGUGGCCAUGGCCUUUGUCUACUUUGAGAAGCUCGCUCUCAAGGGGAAGCUGAACAAGCAGAAUAGAAAGCUUUGUGCUGGAGCCUGUGUUCUUUUAGCAGCCAAAAUUGGCAGUGACCUCAGAAAACAUGAAGUCAAGCAUCUUAUAGAUAAACUGGAAGAGAAGUUCCGGCUGAACAGGCGAGAGCUGAUUGCCUUCGAGUUCCCGGUGCUGGUGGCCUUGGAGUUUGCUCUCCACCUUCCCGAGCACGAAGUGAUGCCGCACUACAGACGCUUGGUGCAGAACUCCUAGCGCUGGCUGCCCUGCGGGGAAGGGGCUCCCGACUGUUCCCGCUUGGCUCUCUUGAGCCACAGUUACUACUGGAAAUGCAAAAUCAGACUCCUAACACUUCACUCUCUCUCUCCCCAAAACAGUUUUUCCGGCAACAUAUAGGAAACACUGCGUCAACGUGAGACUCUCAGCUUUGACAAAUUUACGUAUCGUUACUCUCUCAAAGCAGGUGAAGACUGAGCUGUUGGUAAAUGGUUAACGUGCUGAAACUGGGUGGCAACUGACCCUACCUGUGGGGACUACAGCUAUAAAAGUAGGCAAAAAUUUGAAGGGCAGCCUCCAUGACCACCCCUCUCUCCAUCACACAAACCCUGGAAGCCCACGUGAGUGCAUUCUCAUAGCGCUUUUUCUACAGACCUGCUGCAACUUCCAAGAGGACUUCUUAACGUGAAAAAGCUUUUAAAGAGGAUAUCUUCACUGUGUCAAAAAGAAUGUGCCAAUCUAUUUUUGUAUCAGCAAUUGAAAGUGCACUUUUUCCUGUGGGGUGUUUGUGUGUGUAUCCGUGUGUGUGUGCGUGUGCGACACCGAACUGAUCUCAGUCCAGGUGGUUGGCUUAGCUGUUUCCGAGUGUAUCAGUUACCGAUGGUGAAGAUCAAGGUGACCUUACGUGUUUACUUCUUGAAAAACAUAACUACUGGAAAAGUGGUAAUUGGGAUCAUUUUUGGACACUUGGUUUUUUUAUUCUCUGAUCUUUCCAACAUUGUACCUUUGAAAGGAUUACACUACUACUACUACGAGAGAAGGAUCAGCAACUGACCUUAAGUUUUCAGUCAUGUUUGUGAUAAAGAUGAAAGCAUUAGUAUGAGAUUUCCAUGUCAUGUUUUUUAAAAAUAUCUUGUGUUAAGCCACAUGCAUAUUUUUAACCUUCGCACUUUUCCCACUGUGGAGAUGGUUAGACUUGCACUCUGUAGUGUUGUAUUUCUGUGCUCUAUGUUAGAGUGCGUAAUAAGCACAUUUAUUGUGCUCUAUCUUAAAACAGUGUUUUAUUAAAAAAAAAAAAAGAGUAGGGCUCAGCAGUAUAACAGGUGUCUUAAGGCUCCAACAGCAGGGGCAUCAGCUGUUAAAGUUUUGGUUUUUAAUUAGAAUUGACUGUGCAAAACCUAAAAUCAGUGCCCAUUAAAGUUAGAGGUCCAGUUCCUUUAGACAUUUCAGUACUGGAGUUUUACAGGAAAACUUCUUGCAGCUUCCUGGUUCUGACUGGACGCCCAGAAAGCUGGAGGGUUUGAUCCAGGCUCCCCGAUGCUACGUACACACUAAGCUAGCGCCAUGCUUACGGACAUCGUUCAAUUGCUGUUAAUCCUGUGGGAUUACACCCCUGUCCAAUCUUCUCCUGUGCUGGUUCACUUAACAAGCCUUGCCCUCGACAUGCCCCACACGGAUCCGGUAAAGUCAAAUACUUACAUUUAUGGUAAUUAUAUAAAAUAAAUAAUAAUCUCAACCGUGAGAUUUUAGCUGAAGCCUUACCUCUCUAAGUUUGGGAGUGCUUGCUCAGAGUAUGGAAGGGGCUUGUGAGCAGAAUGUAGAGAAGUGGGACAUACCAGAGGAUGUAAACACACUAAUGCUUACUUUCUUUCGCUCUUACUUUAAUCAGGUUUAUUAUUUCCUUCAGUUAGGCCAGGAAACAUCCAGUUUCUUUACCAGCUUUGACUCCUUUAAAUUCUAGUAUGAAAAACGCCUGCGUAUGAUUGCUCUAUAGGAUCUGGAAAGGUUACACAUGUCAGGACAAAUGGGAAUUUGUUUGAUGCUGUUGCUCUCCCUCCAUUUUAAGGGGGAGGGUGACUAUGCUAGCUUGCAGUUAUUAUUAAUACUUACCUAAUUACUGAUAUAGAUACAUUCCAACAGGAUUGGGGAGGAGGGGGUAAAGAGAAAAGUGUGCGUUUAACCUCCCUGGUGCAAUGCCCCACACCGCUGCAACCCACGUAUCACUCUGCCGGCUGCGCAGCGAGGGGAAGGGGGCCCUCACCAGCGCUCCUGCUCCCUCCUCCUCCUCCCGGCCCCCACGCAGCCAAGGAACAGAGGAGCCAAGAGCCUGGAGCGCGCCUAACGCCUACGGCUGCCCUGCCGGUUUAUUCAGCCCCAAAAGGCGGUGUAGUGUUGACCUACAAGCCGAAACGGUCUGCAGAUCUGCUAGGAGGGCUUCCAUCCUUGGCUGCAUCCCUUCCCACCGAAAUCGUGUAUAUACGUUCAAGAUUUGCUUCUGAUUGCAGAGAUCUGUUUCUAAUAGCGACCACUCAA